This is a messenger RNA of Caenorhabditis remanei, 321 nucleotides long. RefSeq lists its product as uncharacterized. NCBI's taxonomy places the organism in Eukaryota, Metazoa, Nematoda, Chromadorea, Rhabditida, Rhabditidae. The transcript has 3 exons. The record is from RefSeq and is a predicted model, not a curated record. Bases 1 to 321 code for a protein of 106 amino acids.
AUGUCUUCUACCUCCUCCUCCUCAUCUACUGUCUCAUUCUUCUUCAUCACACUGAUUCUCGUGUCAGUAUGUACUGCAAAUUUGGCCACAGGAAGAGCGUCGCUCCGCCCAUCAGCUGGAAAACGGAGUGCAGCUGUUUUGGUGGGAAGAACACCUGCACACUACUAUCAAUUGGCAACUGCAAAGAGAUUCGAGAAUGAACUAACAUGCAACAUGCACACAAUGUCCAUCCUGGAUGCCCGUUACCAACAACUUCAAGAGGAAAUCGAAGAAAUUAUUGAGUUGAUGGAGGCAUGUCAGACGAUUCGAGCAGUCAAUUAA